Molecule: messenger RNA, 6084 nt
Organism: Mobula hypostoma (lesser devil ray)
Lineage: Eukaryota; Metazoa; Chordata; Chondrichthyes; Myliobatiformes; Myliobatidae
Gene: esf1
Product: ESF1, nucleolar pre-rRNA processing protein, homolog (S. cerevisiae)
Exons: 14
Coding region: 76-2619 (847 amino acids)
Biological process (GO): rRNA processing
Cellular component (GO): nucleus
Molecular function (GO): RNA binding
Source: RefSeq, a predicted model, not a curated record
CGGAGGUGAAGCGAGCGGCACGAGGACGGUGCUAAUUUCUGCUUUCUGUCGGUUUGGAUAAAAGGUUGAGCAGCAAUGGCAUCAAGGGCAGAGGAAGUAAUGAACGAUGAACGCUUCAGCCGGGUGAUGAAGGACCCCAGAUUCUGGGAGAUGCCUGAGAAAGAGCGUAAAGUCAAGAUUGAUAAGAGAUUUCAAGGAAUGUUUCACGAGAAGAAAUUUAAACUGAAUUACACUGUGGAUAAGCGGGGAAGACCAAUCCACCACAGCACAACAGAGGAUCUGAAGCGUUUUUAUGAUUUGGACUCAGAUGAUUCUGACUUGGUCGAUGAUGAAUGCACAGAGAACAAAAGGAAAGAGGUGGAGAAAAAGAUGAAAAAAAGGAAAAGUGGUUUCAAUAAAAAUCUGGAAGGCAGCACAAUGGUCAACAAAAAGGAAAAAACCAAUUCACUCAAAGGGACAAAAUCAAAAGAAGUUAAAAAGCCAGAAACUCAGAUGCCCAAUGAUAAUGUCAAGAUAAAUUUUAAUAAGGAAAGGCUUAAAACAAUAGCAAGUGAAGAGACAGAAUUGAAAGAUGGUGGUUCUGAAGGUAGUGAAGAAAUGGAGCAACCCAAAAAUGAAUUCAUUUCCAGCUUUAAACUGCUAAAUAAAAAUAUCACUAGAAAUCAAGAAGGAAUAAAAUCAAAGAAGAGUUUAGUUAAAAAAUGUGUUUCAGAGGAUGACACUAAAUUAGAAAGUGAUACCUAUGAAGAUGACAUUGAUGAUGAAGGUCAAUGGAGUGGAAGUGAAUUUUCAUGGUCAAGUGGCCAAAGUUCAGGGAAGGAAAGUGAAAUCACAGCAGGCAGUGAAGAUGAAGAGGAAUUGUCAGACGAGGAUACUGACAGUGACAGUGGUCCUGACUUGGCCAGAGGAAAAGGAAAUAUUGAAACAAGCUCUGAGGAAGAUGACUAUUUUGAUGAUCCAUUGGUAAAUGAGCCAGAAAUCGAGCACGACUGGGGAGAGCUAGAUAAGGAAGCUCCACGUGAAAAUACGAUCACUCGGCGAUUUGCAGUUUGCAAUAUGGACUGGGAUAAAAUAAAGGCAAAUGAUCUGAUGGUGUUAUUCAAUUCAUUUAUCCCCAAAGGUGGUGCUGUGUUAUCUGUGAAGAUCUACCCUUCAGAAUAUGGAAAAGAAAAAAUGAAAGAGGAAGAAUUACAUGGGCCUGUGGAAUUACUUUCUAAUAACUUACCAGAAAAUGCAGAUGAAGACACUCAUGAGCAAAGAAUUAUCAGGGAAAAAGUGCGAGAGUACCAAUUCAAACGGCUGAAAUACUAUUAUGCGGUAGUGGAAUGUGAUUCUCCCGAAACAGCCAAUAAGCUUUAUGAAGAAUGUGAUGGAAUGGAGUACGAAAGCAGCAGUUCCUUUCUGGAUCUCAGGUUUAUACCAGACGAAUUAACAUUUGAAGAUGAGCCAAAGGAUGUUGCUGCAGAUGUGAAUUUGGCAGCGUACAAACCAAAAUAUUUCACUUCAACGGCACUCGGCUCAUCAAAGGCCCAGCUAACAUGGGAUGAGACUAACCAUGAGCGUGUUGCGACAUUAACAAAGCGAUUUAAUAAGGAUGAAAUUAAGGAGAUGGAUUUCAAUGCCUACUUGGCUUCUUCAAGUGAGGAAGAUGAUGAUGAUGCAGAUAUAGAAGAAGAGGAGGAAUCACAACAAGAUAAAGAUGUAAGAAGUACAUCAGAAAGUAAAAUGACAGUUAAGACAAAAAAGGAUGAUGAACAGAUUUCAAAAUAUAGAGAGCUACUGAAAACAAUACAACGAAAAGAAGAAAAAAAUAAAGACAUGGAAAUGGAGAUCACCUGGGUUCCAGGUCUGAAAGAAACAACGGAAGCAAUGGUAAAGAAGAAGUUGGAGAAUCAAAACAAAUUAACACCUUGGGAGCAAUACUUGGAGAAAAGAAAGGACAAGAAACGCGAGAAGAGAAAGAAAAAGAGCAAAGUGGAAGAUCAGGAGGUUAAAAAUACAGGUGAACUGAGUGAGGAUGAGAUUCCCUCUGAUGUAGAUUUAAAUGAUCCCUUCUUUGCAGAAGAAUUAGAGAAGUCGGCACCACAGCAAAAGACAGUGAACAAAAAGAUCCAACGGUCAAGGAAUAAACCAUUGACAGCAGAAGAAGAAGCCAGUUUAGAAAAGGGAAAGGCGGAAAUGGCCUUGCUCUUGAUGGAUGAUGAAGGUGAAGAACGAAAACAUUUUAAUUACGACAAAAUCGUGGAACAACAGAACCUUAGCAAAAAGAAAAAGAAGAAACUCAUUAAAAAGCAAGAGUUAAUUGAAAAAGACAACUUCCAGGUGGAUGUUGCUGACCCAAGGUUUCAAGCCAUUUAUACUUCACACCUGUUCAACCUUGACCCUUCAGACCCCAAUUUUAAGAAAACAAAUGCUACACAAUCUUUUCUGCAAGAAAAGUCAAGACAGAGGCAAGAGCAGCAGAAGCAGGCAACUUCUCUCGCGAGAGAGAGUGAAAUUACUGGAGAGGAAACAGUGACCAUCAAGAAACCUGUAGACCAUGGACUUUCCUUGCUCAUAAAAUCAGUGAAAUCAAAAACGGAGCAAUUUCAAGCCCGAAAGAAACAAAAAACUGUGUAACAGAACCUAUGUACAAAGAUAGAAUAUUUUUUAAUAAGAGGAGUCUUGAGUUUUGAGUCUUGAAGAUGUCAUAAAUUUCAUAAAUUUAAUAAUUUUAUUAACUUUCCAGAGUGGGUAUGUACAGCUUUAUUAUAAAUUUAAAGUUCAUGAGAUCCUGUAGGACUAGAUCAUGGUUUAACUAUAUUCUUUUUCUUAACAGUUGUGUUUCAGUUUAAGUCCUUCUACUGCUGAGAAUUGAGCUUUAAAGAACUGUGGGCAGUAGUUUUUUUUUGUUGUUUAUCUCCACAUCCCAAAUGUUCUUUGAUCAUUUAUUAUUAUUCAGAUGUAUUUCUAAAAUGCCACAUCAAUAAGAAUAUGCUUUCUGUUAGGAAAAAAAAUACAAUAUGGAAAGCAAACACAGAAAAUAGCCCAAAGCUAAAUAAUGGAGAUUAAUUUCCACCAGAUCAAAAUUCAUGACAUUAAGGAAAAUAUGUGCCAGUAGAUUUUUGUUUAUUUUAUCCAUUCAUGUUCACAAAAAAAUUCACAAGUGUAGUGAAAACCUGUAGAAAUAGAACAAAGAUUCUCUGUGUUGUUCAUGUCCAUUUUUAUUCAACCAUGGUAUGUGUGGCCUCCGUCGGUCGUGGUCGACCACGGGUAAUGCGCCUCUGGUAGUCACUGGUUAAGCAAAGCUGGAGUGGCCUCUCCAGGGCAGAGCUGACUUGGAGGUCUGUCUGUUGCCCAUGCAGUAGGGCCCCACCUCUCCAUGCUGAUGACGGGUCCAAAGGAACGACAAAAGUUGAUACAGUUUGGUGCCAGCAGCAUCACAGGAGUUGCUGUGCUGGUGCUGGGAACCUUAGUCAGCGGCCUUCGGGACUCCGACUCCAGAUAUUUCCUUGAAAUUUACUCCCAAAGCCUUUCCUGUGAGCGGGUAUAGCCGCAAGGCAGCGGAGGUUUGAAAUUGGAGUUUUCCCUCUUCUAGAUGAUCUACCAUCCGUGGUUAACGAGCCCCAUCUGCCCAGAGCAACUGGUUUUAUGGUGCCAGUGGCCUGCCUUUGCCCCUUCUCCUGUCAGUGAGAACAGCUCCGCCAGGCAUAAGAACUAUGCCACACGUGAAGGCCAGGAGUUGGACUUGGUUGUCAGAGGCUGUUUGAGAUGCACGCCAUGAAGAGCAUUUGUUUAGCAGUGGGAGCUCGUCCCCACUACCACCCUUCGGCUGUGACUAUCUUUGGAGCCAACCAUGGUGGCCACUUUAAAUUUGACAGAACAGAACUUUGUAACAAUACUGAACAAUUCAUGAAAAUUCUGUUAUAAUGUAUUCCUAUUAAACUGUAAUUUUUAGGAACUUAAAAGCUGACAACUGAUGUAUAACUAAGUGUCUGGCACACUAAAAUGUCAUACUUGAUUAGAGUGUAUUCAUGAAACCUAUUCAAAAGGAAGGCAAAGCUCAUUGCCUCAAAUAUUCAUCAUCAUCAUCAUCAUCAGGUAACGUGCUCAGUUUGAGCUUUGACUGCCAUGGCCCACACACUACUGUUUCGGGUCAAGUGGAUCAAUCCAUUGGUAUUCAUUUCCAGUUCACUGGCUGCUGUCUCCAUCAUCAUUUGUCUUUGUCUUCCUCUUGCUUUCUUCCCUUCAAUCUUUCCCAUAAUUACCAUGCAUUCUAACUCCUCUCUCCUAAUCACAUGUCCAAUGAAGUUAUGUUGCCUUUUCAUGAUCUCAUAAAUUAUUUCUUUUUUGUGUUUGCUCUGUUCAUGACAUCCUCGUUAGAUAUUCGUUUCGUCCAUGAUACUCUUUGCAUCCUCCUCAAAAACCACAUCUCUGCUGCUUCAAUUUGUUUCCUCAUGUUACCAGAUAUUAUCCAACAUUCUGAGUCAUAUAACAUAACUGGAUAAACGUAACAUUUCAGUACUCUGAGGCGGGUUGUCAUGCCUAGUUUAGUAUUGGUCAGUAUACUCUUCAUUCUCGUGAAGGUGUCUUUUGCCAUCCCUAUUCUUCUUUUGAUGUUCAUGUCGCACCUGCCAUCUGAUGUCACCUAGCUUCCUAAGUAGCAAAAGUUCUGUACUUGUUUUAUGUCUUCCCCGUUUAUUCUCAGCCUGCAGAUAGGAUUCUCCUUCUUUUUGGAUAUCACCAUACAUUCUGUCUUUUUGCAAUUGAUAGACCCAUUUUUGCACUUUCUUCAACAAUUAUAUUAAGUUUUGUAGUUCUUCCUCCAUACUUGCAAUUAACAGUGUCAUCUGCAUAUCUGAAAUUAUUGAUGUUUUCACCGCCAACUUUGAUUCCCAAGAUGUCUCUUAUUUUUUUGUAAUAUUGUUUCACUGUACACAUUAAACAAAUCAGGGGAGAAAACACACCCUUGUCUAACACCUCUCUUGAUUUUCGUAAACUGACUCACUUCUCCAUCUAUUCUUACAGCAGCAGUUUGUUCCUGGUACGGAUUUCUGAUUAGGCGGAGGUCUUUCGAAUCUAGAUCAAGAGUUUUGUGUAAUCUUUCAAACAACUUAUUGUGCUUCACUUUACCAAAUGCUUUUGUGUAGUCGAUAAAACAAACAAACCUUUUUGCACUUGAAUAGCUCGUUCUGAUGGUAUCCUUAACGUCAAUAUUGCGUUUUUUGUACCUUUGUCUUUUGCAAAGCACAUUGUUCUUUACUUGCUUCAGCUUGCAUCUUACUUUUAGCUCUUGUCAUCAAAAUUCUUAGAAGUAUCUUGGUGAUAAGACUUUAUUAAAAUUAUGGGCCUAUGUAAUUCACAUUCUAUUGCUCCAGGUUUCUUAGGAAGAGUGAUAAAUACUGAUUUUUUUCAUCUCUUCUGGUAUUAUUCCAGUCUCAUAAAUGUCAUUGAUUAAAUCAGUAAGUUUUUCAAUUCCAUAAUCUUCAAGGGUGAUAAUUUGUUCUAUUACUAAUUCAUUGGGACCUGCUGCCUUUCCUUUCUUCAUCUUAUUUAUUGCAUUAUGAACUUCAGAUUUUAAAAUACUUGGACCUUCAAUGUUUUUCUUAAUUUCUGGUUUUUCACCUCAAUCGCCUUCAAACAAUUCCUGAAUAUACUCAGUCCAUCUGUAAUAAUCUCAUCUUUUUCCAUGAUAAUGGUACUGCCCUUUGCUUUCAAACAUCCACCUGAAGAACAGAGGAGCUUUUUAGAAAGCAUAGAAAAACUACAGCACAGAAACAGGCCUUUUGGCCUUUCUUGGCUGUGCCGAACCAUUUUCUGCCUAGUCCCACUGACCUGCACAUGGACCAUAUCCCUCCAUACACCUCCCAUCCAUGUAUCUGUCCAAUUUAUUCUUAAAUGUUAAAAAAGAACCCGCAUUUACCACCUCGUCUGACAGCUCAUUCCAUACUCCCACCACUCUCUGUGUGAAGAAGCCCCCCCCCCUAAUGUUCCCUUUAAACUUUUCCCCCCUCACCUUUAACCCAUGUCCUCUGGUUUUUUUCUCCCCUUGCCUCAGUGGAAAAAGCCUGCUUGCAUUCACUCUAUCUAUACCCAUCAUAAUUU